CGGUUCAGCUCAGCUGGGAUGCGGACCGCUCCGUACUGGCGUUCGGGUCCUAGAGGUGUCGGUCGUUAAACUGCUCGCGGGAAUCACAAUUUGGACGCGGAGCUACCAUGAACGAGCCGGUUCGGACGCGUGGUGCGUGCCUUUAAAGAUUCUUCUCUUGUGGGAGAAAGAAGAGGAUGUCGUGUCCGCCAGCAAUGAUUCUCGUUCCCGGCUUGAGAACCACGGAGUCCUCCCAAGUCAUCGGUCAUGCUCUCCGGGUUCUGUCGUAAGCUCCAAAUCAGAAUCGCUGUUUCCCGAUGCUACGUUUGAACGAGGGGACCCGAAAACCAUCCCCCGCUGACCAGUGACUCGACACCUCAGGGCAGCGCAUGGCUGACCCAACAAGGUGAGGCUGUGGCCGGGCGCGUGAAUUGUCAAGACCCCGCAAUUAAAUCACAUGGAGGUCAAAGGCCAUCUGAUUACAUCCAUGGGUUUGGUGGGCGCUCCGGAUGUUCAAGUGUCCCACGAUGGCAAGCUGCAGGCUGAGCGGGUUGCGGUUCUGCAAGAGAGGAAGCAGGCCCUGGAGGCUCUGCUGAGCACUCGCGUGGAGGAGCUCAAACUUGUUUGUUUCCAGGAAGCGGAGCUGACUGGGAAGUUGCCACAGGCCUUCCCUCUGGAGACAGGGGAGAAACCCCCAACGGUGCAACGCAGAACUGGCCUGCCUCCCAGGACGGAUCUGCAAGAUGAAGCGGCCCAAAGAAGGCAGGUGAAAGCCAUCUUCACCGGUGCUCUGUACAGACACACGGAGUCGGACAGAAACAUCCCGAAUAGCAAGAGGACGGUCCAUCGGGGAUGUCACACAGAGGACGGUGUCAUGUCAGAGAGCGCAAGCUCCAUGUCAGAUUCAACGUCACAUGACAACGAGUCGUCUCCCGGCGUGGCUGCCGAUCAGCGCUCUUUGUCCCAGCCUCGGCUAACUGUCGGCAGCCCCGACCACAGGAUCAGCAGGAAACUUUCUCCGGUCGAGAUUUACUAUGAAAUGAGAACACGGCGCAAUUCUGUCACAAGCUCUGUCAGUCCAACUCACUCUUUACCAAGAAGUGCAUCUAAUGUUGAAGGCAGAAGUGUUCCAGCGACGCCACUUUUGGCCCGAACGGCACCAAUCAGUGUUCAUGUCAGGUCCGAGGUGUCGGGGAGCAACGGGUCGAAGCAGUGGUCCGGCAGUCCAGAUGUGCCCUAUAUGAUCCCACUCGCCCAGGAGGGCUCCUCCUCGGACCGUAGAAGCGGCCUUUACAACUCCAGAGCCAGACGCAGUAACAGCUCGGAGGCCCUUCUGGAUCGGUCCAGCCUUCCGGACGACCCGGCGCCCAGAAAUGGGAUGCACCCUAAAGGAGGGCCCUACAAGAGUUCGGAAACGCUGACGGAUGGGAAACUACGGCACAUUCACUUGAGCAGCCCCGAAAAACACGUGGACGGAUCUGGGGAGCAGGCCAAAAUGCGCCUGUCCAUGGGGGCCAGGGGGGUGGGCUACAAUGAGCUGCUGAUGGACUACAUCUGGGGAAAGCAGCAAAAGAUGCAAGUGCAACACAACCUCUUCCAGUCCACAGGCAGGAUCUGGCAGGACUUACCCUCUCACUGUUCCUCCACUGGAGGAGUUACUCCCCAUGCAAACGGUUUCUCCCAUUCUCAGGUGCACCUCCCGAGCGCCGCGCCUCCUUACAGCCCCAUGGUUGGUCGAGGGUCUCAAGCUGACAUGCGCAGGGUCAAGGUCACCCGAACCAAAUCUUGUGGACCCUUUAUCCCCUUGCAGCAACACGCUCAGGAUGCCAUCCUGUUGUCACACCUUCCCGCCGCCGGUACCACCACCACGUCCUCCAUCCCCAACCUCCUCCCCUACCAGACGGAACUCUCCGGGCCUGCUUUCAGUCGAAGAGCACCGCAAUUCUCCCUCCCGACCCCCGAGGACUCAACGAGAAGCCUCCACAAAGCCUUGGCUCUGGAAGGCCUCCGAGACUGGUACCUUCGUAACGCCCUUGGAUAUCCCCCUAAGAGCCACGACACAGGCGUUUCACGACUGUCACACCCCCACCCUCUAGCAAUCCCGGCCCAGUCUGCUCAAGGUGAAGCGAGUAACCCCCACAGGCCUCAAAUGUCCCAGUCAGCCAGCUUUCAUGGGCACCCGCUGCAUGGCAGGUCAAUGGAGCUGUCCCUCUAUCAGGAGACUCCUCACUCACAGACACAAGAAGGGGCCCCGAAGGAGCCCAACGCAGACCCGGGCACCCUUGUCUGAGGCAGAGGAACACACACACACACACACGUGCACACACACAUGCAAAAUACCAAGCAUUGACUCCAAGUACAGACCACUUGCUACAAUGUGAGUUCGACAGGGAAACAAAACAUGGCAACCUCAGCAGAAAAAUGACUAACAAACGACAGCAGCAGUACGGCGUGAGAAGCUUUGUCAAGCCUGAUGUCGCUGAACCCAGAACUCCCAAAGGAGGUGAGCGUUUACUAAUAUGGUCAAGCUGCACUACUUCAUGGUACCUUCACAAUAUCCUCAAUAAUAACACAGAGAAGUCUCACAAGAUAUUCAUUUCUUUUUUUUUUUUUCAAAGUUGAAAUCACUAUUUUGUAUCUCUCGAGUUCUAAAAGUUAUAUUGAAGAGAUAAUAUAUUGCUCAAUAUACAAGUAUUAUAACAUGCCAGUGAACAUGUUUGUGGAUAAUAUAGAAAAAAAACUCAAUCUUCAUCUGUAAUUAAUUCUACAACCAUUCCAAUUUGCCAAUGUUGAUACCCAAAAGUUGAAGAACGUAGCAGAUGAGAGUGCCUCCAUGUUUUUAAUAGAGCAAAACUUUCUACUGACCCGUACCGCUUGUAAUUUAGCCUCUAUGAAUCGAAUCGAGUCAAGCAGUUCACGAUGUCACUAAAAUGUGGAGAAUUUGGAACAAUGUCAUCGAUUUAUUUUCAAACAAAGCUGAGGGCUGUUGUGAGGUCUACUGUACUACAGUAGCAUUUGUACUGUACGACAAGAACUUGCGUUGCUUUCUUCAGUUUAAAGGGGAUGUGGCUGUCAUACAGCGCACUUUAUGAACAUCUUAAGCCUUAAAUUCCCUUUGAUUUGCUACCAUGAGAGAUGUCGGGGCUGUAGUGUUGACUGUCAUCAUCAGCCUGUCUGUAAAUAGUGUGGGAUGGAUUGCGUUGAGAACUUACAAGAUGUUUUACUCCCUUACUAACAAUAAGAUUUUUUUUUAAACUAACCACAUGUAACAAACCCCGCUUCCACAUUUAAUCAAUUUGAUUCUCUGUGAAGAAAAACAAGUGAGUCUGGUGGCAUGAAGAGAAUAGGGCUGCUGUUGUUCAGAGUGACUGAGUGAGCAGGUCUCACGCCAGAAAAUGUUUUGCGAGUUCAUCUCUGCAGAUUUGUAUAUGCAAUGAUUUGGCAUUUUGACUUGUUAUUUUACAUCACCUCUUGUUGUUGUCUGAAAACGAAAAAAAAUCGGAUUAUAUUCCAUUACAUGUAUUUCUUAGUCUUUUGAUCAUUCUGCCACAUAAACCUCAGAAAAUGUGAGUAUCAGAUAAUCUUGUAAUUAAUUUGAUGUAAACAGAACCAAGCAUAUUUUUGGGCGUGAUUACUUAGUUGCCAUUUAUGAUCUAUGGACUCAUUUGAAUGUAAUUUUUUUGUUUGAUACUGUAUGUUGAUAAUAUUUCCUACUCUGGUAAAAAAAAAAAAAAAAAGUCGCACCAUGUUGAUUUAAUGUUUUACUGUACACAGCUAUACAGUUUUCUGAAAAGACCAAAUGUCUGUGCACUGGGACUUGAAAUGUAUUUUUCUUAGAGUUGAGAAAAAUGCUAUGAAUUUAGCUCAAGAGCAAAAUUGACUGAUAGUAUAUUCAUAAACUUGACCACUUUGUAGCAAUCUACUGUAGCGUGUUCUCAUCCGUUAAGUGUGGGAAUUCAUGUGUUAGAAGCAUCAUAUUCCGCAGACUUGCUAAUGUCCAAGUCUCUUUUUAAAAAUAUAUAUUUAAAUACCACUGUUCCACCCCCUUUUAUUAGCAGGUCUAUGAAAUCAGGCUCAAUAGGCCUUCCCUAUACUGUAUGUACCCGUAUGUAUGAAAUUGUGCAUUCAUUCUACUACAAUAAAGUUUCAUGUUGCAAUCAA
Molecule: messenger RNA, 4140 nt
Organism: Syngnathus typhle (broad-nosed pipefish)
Lineage: Eukaryota; Metazoa; Chordata; Actinopteri; Syngnathiformes; Syngnathidae
Gene: ccdc120b
Product: coiled-coil domain containing 120b
Exons: 11
Coding region: 437-2269 (610 amino acids)
Source: RefSeq, a predicted model, not a curated record